CCCCUCCUCCUCCUCCUCCUCCUCCAACCCAUACACCACCAACCAAUCUCUCCCCUUUGAUCAGCAAUGGAAAACGCAAACCCAACAGUCCACCACGUCGCAACCCGCUCCUCCCCCAAAGACCAAGAUCCUUUCGCCGACAUCCUCGCCUCCACUUCUUUCUCCGAUGGCAGUGGCGACACAGACUCCGACACCUCCUCGAACUACGAUGACGAGGAACGAGCUGAUCCAAUCGAUGCACAAGAAGUAUACGAUCUCCUAGCAAACAUCACGGACCCAGAACACCCCCUAACCCUCUCCCAACUCGCCGUCGUCAAUCUCCCCCACAUCACCGUCCACGACCCCUCCUCCUCCAACUCCCGGCCCACCCCAUCCACAGUCCUCGUCGAAAUAACCCCAACAAUCCCCCACUGCUCAAUGGCCCAACUAAUCGGCCUCUGCGUCCGCGUCCGCCUCGAACGCUCCCUCCCCUCUCGUUUCCGGGUCGACGUCAAAGUUAGGGAAGGGACGCAUCAAAGUGAGGGACAAGUGAAUAAGCAGUUGGCGGAUAAGGAGAGGGUUGCGGCUGCUUGUGAGAAUGAGCAGUUGAUGGGGGUGUUGGGGGGCAUGAUGGAGACUUGUGUGUGACUGACUGUGCUGUGUGGGUGUGUUUGAAUGUGUUUGAGUUUUUGGU
Molecule: messenger RNA, 673 nt
Organism: Saitoella complicata NRRL Y-17804
Lineage: Eukaryota; Fungi; Ascomycota; Saitoellomycetes; Saitoellales; Saitoellaceae
Exons: 2
Coding region: 67-627 (186 amino acids)
Biological process (GO): iron-sulfur cluster assembly
Source: RefSeq, a predicted model, not a curated record